AGCUUAUGAGGGUAUUUCGAGUAGUAGUCAAGAAUUCGAUGAAACUACCAUUUUUAGGACUCGCAGGACUUCUGUAUGGUUGUAAAAGGUAUGUGGACGUGAACUUGCUUAUUUAGGAAAUAGCGAUGGUUGCCUAAACCUUACAGCAUCAUUAUUUGAGAAUGGUCCAUACUCCAUUUUUGACAAGGUUAUAUUUUUUAAACUACAACUUGUUUAAAGACGGUCCAACAACAAGUGAUGAAUUGACUUAAUGAUUAUAGUCUUCUAUCUAACUCAAUGGAGAAAGGGUCGAAUUUGGAUAUAAAAGACGAAUGCACUGUCCUAGUCAAUUAGCUCAACCCACAUAUGCUGGGAUACCCUAUGAAGGAUGUUUCUUGAGGUAGAGUCUCUUUGUUUGGCUUGAUCUUUUUAUAUUCUCAACGAUCUGCAUCUUAAAUAUAAUAAAUUCUCAGAGAUAAUUUAAGGGAUCCACAUUUAAGUAAAUUGAUUGAUUUCCCAACAUAACAUUUCUGACUCCUCAAUUUCGGUCAAUUUCACAUUAAUCAUUCCAAAUUAAUUUACAAAUUAUCGAAUUUAAGUGACAUAAGAAUAUGCUAUUGUCAAAAUAAUAAUAAUAUAUCGUUAAAUAAGAACCCUUGAUUCAAUAAUUAUAUUGAAUGUACGGUUUUGAUAAUAUCAUACUAAACCUAAUACUUAAUUUUAACUUCAACUACAAAAUAAAAGAGCUUUUCAUAAAUAAAAAUGCAAUUUUUUGAAAAUUGUAAAUGUCAAAAUCGUACAAUUUCACACUUAAAACUUAAUUAAGAGUUAAGACGCGUCACAUUCUCGAAAAUAUUUUAUUUUUGAAGUCCUUAAAAUCAGGAGGAUAUUGACAAAGAGUGUUAUAAGUCAAUAUAAAUUCAAAGAGGGAGGAGGGUUUCUGGUUUGAUAGCUCUGUAGAGCGAGCAUAUUGGUGGAGAAGACGAUGGGUUCGAUUUCAGGAGAGAUGGUGAAGAGGCAGGAAGACCAGGCUGCCUCCUUUUCAUGGUGGUGGGACAGCCAUAAAUGUCCCAAUCAAUCUCAGUGGCUUGAAGCUACUCUCUCAGAGUUGAACGAAAAGACCAAUCUCAUGCUAAAUAUAAUUGAAGUAGAUGGAGAUUCAUUUGCAAAGAGGGUUGAGAUGUUCUUCAAAAGGAAACCUAAGCUCAUAAACUUGUUAGAAGACUUCUACAAGUCAUACCGAUCGCUCGCCGAGAAGUAUGAUCAGCUUCGAUCCGAGCUGAUUCAAGCGUCUCAUCUGAGAUCAUUUUCUUCUUUAGAUUCCCUAAAAGUCCAAACCAUGCAGAAGUGUGAGAAGGAAAUCUCAAGUUACUUGAAAGACAAGUCUCUGAAGACACAGGUUGAGACAGACCAAAAAUCCUACGAAGAAUAUAUGGAAAAAGAGAACAUUGAUCAUGGCGUAGAAUCUGAUAUUAAUGUGGAUGAAAAAGUGAAAAUGUGGGACGAAAAGAUCUCAGAACUCAUUGACGGAAAUAUGCAGCAGCAGGCUGAGUUGAUAAGGAGAGACAAAAGGCUUUUGUCUCAGGUGCAUAGGCUAACAGAUGAGAACAAAAUUUUGUGGAAUCGUCUGAUAUGCCAUAAGGAUACUACUGAUGAUAUAAUUACAAGCCAAAACAAGCCUCAAUUUUCAAGGUCCAAGUCCAAAGGGCCAUCUUUCUUUGGAAGGCUCACUGGAUGCACUGGUACUUGAUCUUAAUUAGCUAUUUUUCAACUUAAUUAAUUAGCGUUUAAGUUUUCAAAUGUGUCUAUUUAUAUGUAUUCAUAAUACAUAUGAUGAUUUGGCGUAAAUUAUGACAUUAUUAGUUUUUAUUUCGGCACCUUAUAAAGAAUAUGUUAAUGUUUUGAUUUA
This is a messenger RNA of Pyrus x bretschneideri (Chinese white pear), 1888 nucleotides long. RefSeq names its product protein NETWORKED 4B-like. The coding region runs from base 965 to 1729 and encodes 254 amino acids. Lineage: Eukaryota; Viridiplantae; Streptophyta; Magnoliopsida; Rosales; Rosaceae. The transcript is spliced from 2 exons. The record is from RefSeq and is a predicted model, not a curated record. Gene Ontology annotation, molecular function: actin binding.